Talaromyces atroroseus is the source of this 1440-nucleotide messenger RNA. RefSeq lists its product as hypothetical. Gene Ontology annotation, biological process: transmembrane transport. Gene Ontology annotation, cellular component: membrane. The record is from RefSeq and is a predicted model, not a curated record. The transcript has 9 exons. NCBI's taxonomy places the organism in Eukaryota, Fungi, Ascomycota, Eurotiomycetes, Eurotiales, Trichocomaceae. The coding region runs from base 1 to 1440 and encodes 479 amino acids. Gene Ontology annotation, molecular function: transmembrane transporter activity.
AUGGAGACAGUAGAGAUGGAUAAAUUCUCCGACAGCCCUAUCGCGAGGGAAAUCAGAGGCUCCCCGGAUAAAAAGCAGCGCGAUGAAGCAAAUUUGGCGCGUUUGGGCAAACGCGGUAUCUUGAAGCGGAACUUUGGAUUGAUGGCUGUGCUCGGUUUUAGCACAUCUAUUCUUAUUACUUGGGAGGGUCUCUUCACGACCUUCCUAGAGUCAUUGGAAAAUGUAUGGGUUCAUAUUCGUGUGGGCUGGAUUAGCAGCGACAUUUGCCAUGCUAUCAGAACUGGUAUCCAUCCGGAAUUCUUAGGAAUGAAGAAAGAAAGACAUGUUAACUCGGAGAAGGGCACCGACAGCGGGUGCUAUAUCACAGGCUGGCUUACUGUCGUCGGUUGGCAGGCCACUUUCGCUACGGCCUGCUUCUUGACCGGUACGAUUAUACAAGGCUUAAUUAUCCUGACCCAGCCGAGUUACGUGCCACAAUCAUGGCAUUCGACUUUAUUGUAUUGGGCAAUUUUAUUUUUCUGCCUGGCGAUCAAUGUCAUUGGCGGCUCUUUGUUGCCCAAAUUUGAAGGUCUCAUUUUGGUCCUCCAUAUUGUAGGCUUCUUUGCCAUCCUCAUUCCAUUGACUUAUCUCUCCGAUCACGCCACUGCCAAAGAAGUAUUUGCAAGUUGGACAAAUGAGGGCGGCUGGAAAACACAAGGACUUUCUUUUUUUGUUGGCCUUAUUGGGGCCGUAUUUGCAUUUGCCGGUGGUGAUGCCGCAGUUCACAUGGCCGAAGAAACACAUGACGCCCAAAGAGUCAUCCCGCUUUCGCUCAUGUUCAGCAUCACAGUCAAUGGCGUCCUAGGGUUUGCCAUGCUAAUUGCCGCCUUAUUCUGUAUGGGGAAUCUGCAAAAUGACAUUGACACGCCCACUGGAUACCCUUUCAUUGAAAUAUUUCUUCAAGCAACAGGAUCGAUUGCUGGUACUGCUGCUAUGUCCUCCAUUAUCGUGGUUAUGGGUAUAUGUGCCACAGUCGGCAUGUUAGCAACAGCUUCUCGACAAUUUUGGGCCUUCUCGCGUGACCGGGGCACUCCAGGCUGGCGUUUUUGGAGCCGAGUAUCAAAGCGUGGUAAUAUCCCACUCAACGCCGUGUUCUUGACUGCCACAGUUGCCACUCUGUUAGGCUUGAUUCCGCUCGGUUCAUCAACCGCUUUCAAUGACUUGACCUCUCUGUCAACAUCUGGCUUGUAUUUGUCGUACAUUAUCUGUUGUAUCCUGCUACUAUAUCGACGAUGCACUGGGGGCAUUCUUGACAUGGCAGACUAUCGAAAUCGUAACAAUUCAGAUAUGUCAGAAGACGACGAACAGAUCAUGAAUACGGCUGGCGCAAAGCUCGUUUGGGGCCCGUUUCACCUUAAGGCUUUUGGCCGCCUACAGAGCAAGUUACAGUGUCGACAAUGA